This is a messenger RNA of Iphiclides podalirius (scarce swallowtail), 528 nucleotides long. The record is from the annotation of a GenBank genome assembly. Lineage: Eukaryota; Metazoa; Arthropoda; Insecta; Lepidoptera; Papilionidae.
AUGAGUUCUCAAGAAAUUCAGGACAUGCCGCGUACAACUAGAAGAUCAUUAAAAACGCUUCAACACACCGCUAAUGAUAGAGAAAAUUUGGUGGGUAGACCUUCAAAGAGUUUGAAACAUCAAUUAAGUCAAGAAUCUCUUCUAGAUGUGGAAGUUAAAAGGAAAAAUUUAUCCAGCAAAGAGACACAAGUAAAUCUAGAUAGCAAAAUAUCAGCCAGUGAUUUAACAAACCCAAAGGGAGCUUCUGAAAAAUACUGGCAAAUAUUGGCUGGAAAGCGUCAAAUUGCACUGCAAGAAGCACUAGAAGAGAAUGAAAAACUUCGUAAAAUUAUUGAGGAAUUAAAGCAAGAGAAUAUUCUUUUCAAGCAAAUGUUGGAAGAAGCUAAUAGUUUUGUGGAAGUUAUCAAGGAGGAGUUGGCGAAUAGCAGUAAGGAUGACACAGGCAUAGAUGUAAAUGAUGUAAGCCAGUCUGAUGCUACAGAAGAUGAGGCACCAAAUACAACAGACUCUACUGCUGACAACAAGGAU